UUGACACGUUAGACUUGUACCGCCACUUUCUAGUCCCCGUCCUUUGUGCGUCUGGUGCUUAUUUCCUCCUCUUCCCGGCAUGUCUUCGCGUUACAGUGGUUAUCAACAAAACAAUGCCUAUGGUGGCUUCAACCCGAACGCUUCUGGACCUGGGUACCGCGCUGUAAAUGACUACAGCAGCAGUGGUGCACAGCGCCCGCUUGAAAAGCUGCAAGCCUUCAGCAAAUCGGUGGAGGAUAGCGUUGACCGCUAUUCGACGCCGCUUCGACCUUAUUUGCCCGUCAUUGGGCGCUUCUUGAUUGUUUCGACGUUCUUGGAGGAUGCGCUGAGGAUGAUGGUGCAGCGGGCUGGUCAGAAUUUGUACUUGCAAACUCAUCGACACUUUCCAUGGGGGGUAUCGCAUCUGUUUUUGCUGGUUAACAUCCUUACUAUGACCGCCGGCUCAGCCAUCAUCAUCACCAAGCGCCCUGGCCUCACCGAGUACUCCGUCUUUGGUCUCCUCGCCGUUGUGGUCAUCCAAGGCCUGGGCUAUGGCCUGAUCUUCGAUUUCGAUUUUUUCUUGCGGAGUCUCAGUGUGAUUGGAGGCUUGUUUAUGGUCUUUAGCGACUCGAUGGUUAACCCGAGUGGGAGGGGAGGGUUUGCGGGGUUACCGAGCAUUACUGAGACGGAUAGGCGGAAGUAUUUCCUCCUGGCUGGCCGUGUCCUCCUCAUUUUCCUCUUCUUGGGAUUUAUCAUCCGAGGACAGUGGACCUUUGGCCGCAUCCUUCUGUCGAUCAUCGGUUUAGCGGCUUGCGCGAUGGUUGCGGUGGGUUUCAAAGCCAAGUGGUCUGCGGCGUUUUUGGUUCUCGUUUUGAGCUCUUUUAAUGUCUUUGCGAAUAAUUGGUGGGCUGUCGAUGAGGAGGAUGUGCAGAGGGAUUUCUUAAAAUAUGAUUUCUUCCAGACUUUGUCGAUUGUGGGAGGGUUGAUUUUGCUUGUUAAUAUCGGACCAGGUGGAAUCUCUGUCGACGAGAACAAGAAGAACUUCUAA
Coprinopsis cinerea okayama7#130 is the source of this 1027-nucleotide messenger RNA. RefSeq names its product ER-derived vesicles protein ERV29. The transcript is spliced from 6 exons. The coding region runs from base 80 to 1027 and encodes 315 amino acids. NCBI's taxonomy places the organism in Eukaryota, Fungi, Basidiomycota, Agaricomycetes, Agaricales, Psathyrellaceae. Gene Ontology annotation, cellular component: endoplasmic reticulum; membrane; endoplasmic reticulum-Golgi intermediate compartment. Gene Ontology annotation, biological process: Golgi organization. The record is from RefSeq and is a predicted model, not a curated record.